AUGAAGGUUUUGACUUUAAAUAUCUGGGGACUCAAUAAGGUCUCAAAAUUCAGGCAGCAGAGAGUGUCCGCUAUCGUCUCAUCACUUUCAAACGAUCUUGCUGAUAUCAUCUGCUUACAAGAAUUAUGGCUCGAUAGCGAUUUUGAUCUGAUUAAGAAGAAUUUGAGUCAUAUAUAUCCACACUCUGUCUACUUCUAUUCUGGGUUAGUGGGCAGUGGUUUAGCUAUCCUCUCCAAACACAAAAUUAUUGACUCUGAGUUCUUUAAAUACGAUCUGAAUGGUCCUCCUUUAGAAGUCAUCAAAGGUGACUGGUUCUCUGGUAAAGGUUUUGGCCGCGUUACGAUAAGCUCCCCAGACUUUGGAUUGGUGGAUGUCUAUACAACACACUUCCAUGCACCCUACUCUGAAUCCGACAAACAUGCACGAUUUGCGCACAGACUCUCUCAAGCCUGGCAGCUGUCCUCUCACAUUAUCAACGCUCACAACUCAGUUAUCCUCACUGGCGACAUCAAUUCCGAGCCUUUCACGCUUGUUUUCGAUCUGCUCCGUACUCAUGCCAGUCUCACUGACUGCUGGGCCGUCGCUCAGCCCACCAACGACAAAAUACCGCCCCAUUCACCCCAAGACGCAGUAUUCAGAUGCGGGUACACUGCAGAUGUAGCACUAAACUCAUUCCAUCAGCAAAGAUAUCCUGGCUACACACCUGGUGACGACUCGCCUCGAUAUGCCGGUGGAAAACGUCUAGACUAUGUCCUGCUUAAAUCUUCGGUUAUGGUCCCAACUAAGUCCGAGAUUUGCUUCAAUCAGCUUUGUCCGCCAAAUUACACACACUCUUACUCUGAUCACUUUGGUGUUGUCACCACAUUCGCACUCAAGGAAGCACCGGCUUCGCCAACCAGAUCUCGUCAUAGCGAUAAUGAGAUGUGCUACUUGGAGACGACAAGGAAGCUAAGAACGUUAUGUAGGCAUUCUGAAAAGCAGUCUGUUAAGUAUGUCUUCUUCACUGCUCUUCUCAUUGUGUUCGGCGUCGCGCUGAUAGCGGCGUCGGCUUUCCCUCCCACCUCGCACUACUCGCCGCUUUUCGUCUUCUUUGGCUUUCUCGCCGGCGCUGCUGGAGCUACGUACCUCUACGUGGGAUACAUUUACGGCAAAUUCGAAAGACAUAGCCUCAAAAAUCUCCUCGGACAGAUCGAGCGGUACAUUGAGCACAGUGCAAACUAG
Messenger RNA from Wallemia ichthyophaga EXF-994, 1221 nucleotides. RefSeq names its product Inositol phosphosphingolipids phospholipase C. The transcript has 2 exons. Gene Ontology annotation, cellular component: cytoplasm. Lineage: Eukaryota; Fungi; Basidiomycota; Wallemiomycetes; Wallemiales; Wallemiaceae. The coding region runs from base 1 to 1221 and encodes 406 amino acids. The record is from RefSeq and is a predicted model, not a curated record. Gene Ontology annotation, molecular function: sphingomyelin phosphodiesterase activity.